AUGAUCCAAGAGGCACAUAGCCUCUUAUAUCAGUGGACCAGUGUGCUAUGGGGAGAACCCAUACAGGAGGGGGGAAAUCCCUCUCCGAUCCCUGCCUCCGAAGCCACUACCAUCCAGCUACCCAAUACGACGGCGCCAUCAACAGCCUCGAUGGGGAGCACCCCGAAGGCGAGGGCGGCGACCACUGGCUCGAUGCCCGACCCACCGCCGUCGAAGGAUGCGCGUGGCUUUCGACCCGAACGACGAUGUGGAGGACAACGACUCCAGCGACGAGGACUGAACGUGGAAGCUGAGAGCGCGCAGAUGUAG
Molecule: messenger RNA, 309 nt
Organism: Symbiodinium sp. CCMP2456
Lineage: Eukaryota; Dinophyceae; Suessiales; Symbiodiniaceae
Source: the annotation of a GenBank genome assembly